Molecule: messenger RNA, 552 nt
Organism: Mangifera indica (mango)
Lineage: Eukaryota; Viridiplantae; Streptophyta; Magnoliopsida; Sapindales; Anacardiaceae
Product: histidinol dehydrogenase, chloroplastic-like
Exons: 7
Coding region: 1-552 (183 amino acids)
Biological process (GO): L-histidine biosynthetic process
Cellular component (GO): chloroplast stroma; cytoplasm
Molecular function (GO): metal ion binding; histidinol dehydrogenase activity; NAD binding
Source: RefSeq, a predicted model, not a curated record
AUGGAUGAGAGAACUCCAUCAACGCCGUGUAUUGAAUAUUCAGCAGCUUUAUGGGCUUGGUUGGAAGGUAGGGGGAUGUACUGUAUUGUGCCAAGAAAGCUAGAGGAGGAGAGGUUUGAAUGCGUGAAGCAAUCCUCAUAUGUGGCCAUAUCUGAUAUGGUUUGGGGGACAGAACUUGCCCAAAGGUAUGAAUCUUCUGUUGAGAAGAUUUUUGGGCCUGGAAAUCAGUAUGCCACAGCAGCAAAAAUGAUUCUGCAAAACAGUGGAGCAAGGAUUUCAAUUGACAUGCCUGCUGCUCCUUCAGAAGUUUUAGUCAUUGCAGACAAAUAUGCAUGCCCUGUUCAUAUAGCUGCAGAUUUGCUUUCUCAGUUAGCUGAGCAUGAGCCGGACAGUCAAGUUGUUCUUGUUAUUGGCGGGGAUGGAAUUGAUCUAAGAGCUAUCGAAGAGGAAAUCAGAAAGCAGUGUCAAGACCUUCCAAGAGGAGAGUUUGCUUCAAAACCUCGUAGCCACAGUUACACCGUGUUUGCUCGUGAUAUGAUGGAGGUAAAGUGA